UUAAGUUUGACAGUCAAACAAAUUCCUUUGUUUUCGAAUAAAAAUAUUGGUCAACAACGAUCAUCGAUACGAAAUGGUCAAUUUUAUCAAUCAAUUUCAUCAUCAAUUUGGGAAAUACUUCAUGAUACAUUACCAACAAUAAUGAUUAAUGAAACAUCAACAACAAAUGAACAAUCUUUUUCAAACAAUCCAGGAUCGAAUAUAAAUUGUAUACGAAUGUGCCAAACAAAACCUCAUACAUCAUCAUCAUCAUCAUCAAAUCAUUAUAAUGAACGAAUUAUGAAUCGUAAAAAUCGUUAUAAAUUGAAUCGUAAUCAGCUGGAAUUAUAUCCCGAAUUAAUGGUGAUUGAAAAUAUUCGACCAAAAUGUAUUAUACAUUUAGAUAAUCAUAAUAUAAUGAAUUCUUCGUCAAAUUUUAAUACAAAUCAAGCUGCAGCAGCAGCAGCUAAUAAUCAUUAUUCACUUGCAUCAUCAAUGAUGACAGGAAAUAAUGGUGGUCAAUCAAUAUCAUCAUCAUCAUCAUCGUCGUCGGGUCAAUCACAAAUAAAUAUAGCCGAUAUUGGAACAAAAAAAACUUGUAUUGAAUCAUCGAAACAUGUACUGACACAUAAUGGUUUAAUUAUUAAUCAUCCAACAUUGAAAUUAAUUUUAACACGUCCAAAGAAUCAAGAAUUUGAACCAAUGGAAAAAGAAACGCUCGAACCAUUAGAAUUUUAUCUAAAAUUAGAAUCAAAAAAUUUAGCUUCAAAUGCACAAUAUUUUGAUUUAGUUCUUAAGAAAUAUAAAUGGUCAGCAUCGGUUAGUUUAUUGUAUCCGGAAAUUUAUCCGGGUAUUUUAACUGGACAAACAUCUGUACCGGUUGAAUCGGCACAUCAUCAUCAACAACAACAACAUAAUAAUCAUCAUCAUUAUGGUCAUCAUCAUGAUCGUUUACCAAAUGUUUAUUUUCGUUUUAUUUUUGAUAAUCUUAAAAUUACAAAAUGGGGUUAUCGUUAUUUAUUGAAAAUAACUUUACGUUCAAAUCCAGCUUGUUAUACAAUCGAAACAACAUUUGGUCCAUUUAAUGUUCGGCCUUCGAUUGAUUUAUCUGAACAAAAAUCAAUGAUUAAUGAUACCAGCAAUAACAACAACGACAGCAGUAACAACAACAACAAUGAUGUUCAUUUUGUAUGGACAACUGAAAAAUGUCAUUCAAUUCGUAUCAAUCUACAAGCAUCAAUUGUUAUCGAUCGUAAUAAUCAACAGGUUAUAGGUGGUGGUGGUCAUCAUCAUAUACCUGUAUCAAGAUUUAUUGAUUAUUUAUGUAAUUUAAAUAUGGAAAAAUUGAAUAUUUUCCUAAUAAAUUUUCUAACAAAUCGUGCAGCAACAACAGCAACCGAUAUGAUACCACCGGUAAUAAAAACACUUGUUGCUAUGCAAAAUUCAGCUAAUCAUCGAAAUGAACGUCGACAAUUGAUGGCCACAAGAGAAUGGACAUUUACCAAUGAAAAUAAUCCACAAAAAUUGCUGCAUGAUUUUAUACAGGAUAAUAAUUUUCAUAUUAAUGGUACACAAUGUUUACAGAUAUUAUUUCAAUCAAAAAAUGUUUCGAUGUUACAUAAUUUGGAUCGAACAUCAUCGACGACAGCUACAAUCAAGCCAUCAACAUCGUCGCAAUCGAAUUCAAUUCAAGAACAAUUCAACAGAUAUUAUGAAAAUUUUGUCCAAUUUCAACAACAACAAUUACGUCAACGUUUAAUCAAUAUGACAUUUAUUUAUUCGGGUGAAUUAUUAUUGAAAAUUAAACAAAUCUUUGUUGAUGAUAAACCAUUAUACGUGCCACCACCACCACCGCCACCUAUUUCACCAUCAAUUCGUCCUGGUUCAAGAACGAACAAAGUUCAUUUUGGUAUGGGAUUUCAUCGUAAAACAACAACAACAAAACAAUUGGAUUCGAACAAGAAAACAAAUUCAACUAAUCGUAUUGUUGAAAAACGAAAAUCCGAUGAAUCUUUAUCAUCAACAACAACGUUGUCCACAACUGAAACCGAAUAUAAAGAAGAUGAAGAAGUAGAAUAUUUAGGUAGUAGUAGUCAAAAUGCUCGAGCUACAACCACUAUUCGCCCGUUAAAACCACAUCGAACUCGUAUUAAAUCAAAUUCAAAUAGACAUUCAUCAUCAACAACCGUUGAUCCAUUUAUAGAUGAUAAAGAAAAUGAACAAAAUUUUUCCAAUAAAUCAUUGGUUUGGAUUUUAAUUUUGUUUGUUAAUACUUUAUUGGUUUUUGGUUUUAUCAUUUUAUUUGCCAUUUGUUAUUAUCGAAAAAUUAUACAUGAUACAACAAUAAUAAAACAACAACAACAACAAAUUGAUAAAAUGGCUGAUGAUCAACAAAGUGUUCGUCCUAUACAUCAAGAUGAUGUUUUUAUGUUGAACAAUAAAGAUUAUAAUAAUGGUCAUCCAUUAAGUUCAGGUAGUUCACAUGAUUCAUAUCGAUCUGGUCAACAACAAUCAUCACCACAUGCUUUUGUUGGUAAUGGUCGUUCAAUUGAAAUGAUCUAUGAAAAAGCAUUAAAAAAUCAAGCUUUAAAAGUACAACAAAUGAAUCGAUUUAUAUCAUCAGCAUCGAAUAAAUCACAGGACGAUUCUAGUUCUGUAAAUCAAAAUCAGGUCUCAUCACCAUCUUUAUCUGUUGGUAUCACUGGCGAUGGUAAUAAACAGACACUUAAUUUGCCCGAAGAUCAACGACCAACAAUAACAACUUCAUCGAAAACUAAUCAAUCGGAAAAAAUUGAAACACCUAAACCGAUUGUUGUUGAUUAUAAUGAAGAUUGGGAAUUAAUUCAACCAAUUUCACCAACUCCAGUUAACAAAAUUAGUGGUGGUGGUAGACAUCGACAACGACGACGAUCAUCAUUACGUCCAAUGGCAAAUGGUCGUUAUUCUACUUUAUCAUUGGCAGCUAAUGAUCAAAAUGAUGAAACGAAUGAAGAUUUAUCAACAAAUGAUUCGGGUGAAUCACUUGAUCGUAAAUAUUCAUUACGUGGUGAUGAAAAUGAAGAGGAAAAAUAUUUCAUAUACAAAGUAAAAGAUGUAAAUCUUGUACCGAAAAAAGAAUGCGUUGGUAAAGUAAUUGUUCCACGUGAUAUGUUUGGUGAUCGUGGACAUAAUAUUACAUUGGAAGAAUUUCGAAAACUUAUACGUCAAUCUAGUGAUGAAAUGUUACGUGAAGCAGCUAGACAACGAUUCAAAUACCUGGCAGAAUCAUAUCAUUUAGUUGCAUCAACACAAGAAUCUGAUACACCUGUACGACAAAUUUAUCCAACUCAAGGUGUAUUUAUUAAAUUAGAUAAUGAACCAUAUCCAUGGCGUCGUGAAAUUGAUACUAGUUGGACAGCUAAAUUACAGGCUGAAUAUGAACGUAAAUUUGGACCAAUACCAUUAUCAUCAUCUCGUCAACAACGUAAACAAAGUUCAGUAAACCAAGCACAGCUAGGACGAUUAUCAAGAAUACAAGAAGAAGAAAAUAAAGAUCGUAAUUGGGAAGAAGAGGAAAAAGAAGAUAAUCGAAAUGUUUGGGAUCCUAAACGAAUUAUUCAACAAGCACAACAACGUCGUCGUAGUAGUAUUAAUCGUGUUGCACCCUUAUCAAUGAAAGUUUAUGAUAAUAAAAUCAAUCCACGAACAAGUGCCUUUCAAACAACAAUUAACAAUCGUCCAAUGGGCAAAUAUGAUUGGUUUCAAUCACAGCCAACAUUUAUAUCAACAUCAACAUUUGAUUAUCGUUUUGGACAACAACAACAACAACAACGACGAAAACAAUCGAUGGCCAAAAUACGUCAUAAAGGUGAACGUAAGUUAAUUCUUGUGUAA
Molecule: messenger RNA, 3852 nt
Organism: Dermatophagoides pteronyssinus (European house dust mite)
Lineage: Eukaryota; Metazoa; Arthropoda; Arachnida; Sarcoptiformes; Pyroglyphidae
Source: RefSeq, a predicted model, not a curated record